GAGGACGAGGGUUCGGAGGACGACGACGAGGAGGACUCGGACGCUGAGGAGGAGGACGAGGAGGACGAGGAGCUCAAGCCGUACGAGGAGCUCGACGAGGUCGACCCGGACGUCGCACCCGUCGAGAAGAACGUCACUAACGACAAGGCGGCCCUCGAGCGCGUCCUCGCGUCGUUCAAGACCGACGCCGGCUUCUUCGACACGCUCACCCUCACCAACCCCAAGCCGCUUAACGUUCCCGACGCCGACAACGACCUGGAGCGCGAGCUCGAGUUCUACAAGCAGUCGCUGUGGGCCGCCAUGCACGCCGAGACGCUCUUCAACCGCGCCGACCUGCCGUUCCACCGCCCGACCGACUACUUUGCCGAGAUGGUCAAGACGGACGCCCACAUGGCCAAGAUCCGCCAGGGCCUCCUCGACGAGCAGGCCGGCAUGAAGGCGAGCGAGGAGGCGCGCAAGCUGCGCGACGCCAAGAAGUUUGGCAAGAAGGUGCAGCACGAGCGCCUGCGCGAGCGCGAGCGCGACAAGAAGGCCGUCGGCGACAAGCUCGAGAGCCUCAAGAAGCGUGCGUCCCCUUGUCUCUCUCUCUCUCUCUCCCUCUCGCGCAAGUCUCUUGACGAGCUCAAUCAUACUGACCCUCUCGGCCCGCCAUCGCAGGUCGCAAGGGCGACGCCUCGUUCGGCGGCGACGACUUUGACGUCGCGCUCGAGGACGCGCUCGCGUCGGCCGGUCCCGCCUCGAAGAAGCGCAAGACGAACGAGUCGGAGCGUCCCGGUCGGGCACGCGCCGGCAUCUCGCGCGCCGGGCGCGACAAGAAGUACGGCUUUGGCGGCGGCGGCAGGAGGAGCAAGGAGAACAACAUGA
Messenger RNA from Rhodotorula graminis WP1, 864 nucleotides. RefSeq lists its product as uncharacterized. The transcript is spliced from 3 exons. The record is from RefSeq and is a predicted model, not a curated record. Lineage: Eukaryota; Fungi; Basidiomycota; Microbotryomycetes; Sporidiobolales; Sporidiobolaceae. Gene Ontology annotation, biological process: rRNA processing; ribosomal large subunit biogenesis. Gene Ontology annotation, cellular component: nuclear periphery; preribosome, large subunit precursor; nucleolus. The annotation marks the transcript as partial.